Messenger RNA from Cooperia oncophora, 360 nucleotides. The record is from the annotation of a GenBank genome assembly. Lineage: Eukaryota; Metazoa; Nematoda; Chromadorea; Rhabditida; Trichostrongylidae.
AUGCGAAGUGUUGUUUUAACUAGAAGUUGCUCUUUUCAGGAUUUCCGAGAUCCCAGCGUGCAACCAGUUAUCGUUGAGAAAUGCGACGUCUACUUCCAUCGUGAAGUAAUUCCUGACUGGUCAAAGAAUUCAGACACUAUUGGAGAGCUCUUCGUCGGUUUCCUCGACUAUUAUGCACGAUUCGAUUUUAGCACGCAGCAUAUGAUUAGCAUAUAUCACAUAACAGCCUAUGCCCCACAAAGCGGUUGUGACGACGUAGAGAAGGAACAGUUCUGGACUGAACUACAGGAUCACAUUGCAGCAGUCCCUGAGAGCGAAGCAAUCCUGCUUUGUGGCGACCUAAAUGGCCACUCAAACUAG